UCAAGAUGGCGGAUAAUCUCCCUUCGGACUUUGAUGUGAUCGUAAUAGGGACGGGUUUGCCUGAAUCCAUCAUUGCGGCUGCAUGUUCAAGGAGUAACCAGAGGGUUCUGCAUGUUGAUUCACGAAGCUAUUAUGGAGGAAACUGGGCCAGUUUCAGCUUUUCGGGACUUUUGUCCUGGCUGAAGGAAUACCAGGAAAACAGUGAUGUUGUGACUGAAAAUUCAGUGUGGCAAGAAAAGAUACUUGAAAACGAGGAAGUUCUUCUUCUUCGUAACAAGGACAAAACAAUUCAACAUGUAGAAGUAUUUUGUUAUGCCAGCCAAGAUUUGCACAACGAUGUCGAAGAAGCUGGUGCAUUGCAGAAAAAUCACACUUCUGUGACACCCUCAAACUCCACAGAGGCUGCAGAGGCUACUUGUAUGCCUACUGCCGAUGAGUCAUUAAGCACUUGCAACUGUGAUAAACCUGCAGAACAAAGUCAGAGCAGUGGUCCAUUGAGUUCAUUAGAAGUAAAUGGUGCUGAAGAAGCAAGAGUGAAAGAAAAUUAUAGUGAUGCGAAAUCUCCAGCAGAAGAAACAAGUGAAAAUGUGCAUAAAGUACAAGACAACACAGAGACACCAAAGAGAAAUAAAAUUACUUACUCACAGAUUAUUAAAGAAGGCAGAAGAUUUAACAUUGAUUUAGUGUCAAAGCUUCUCUAUUCUCGGGGAUUACUAAUUGAUCUGCUAAUCAAAUCAAAUGUUAGUCGAUAUGCAGAGUUUAAAAACAUUACAAGGAUUCUCGCAUUUCGAGAAGGAAUUGUGGAACAGGUUCCAUGUUCCAGAGCGGAUGUCUUCAAUAGCAAACAACUUACUAUGGUAGAAAAGCGAUUGCUUAUGAAAUUUCUUACAUUUUGUAUGGAGUAUGAAAAGCAUCCCAAUGAAUACAAAGGAUAUGAGGAAACUAUAUUUUCUGAAUAUUUAAAAACUCAAAAAUUAACCCCCAAUCUACAAUACUUUGUCCUACAUUCAAUUGCAAUGACAUCAGAGACAACAAGAUGUACUAUAGAUGGUCUCAAAGCUACCAAAAACUUUCUUCAGUGUCUUGGGCGGUAUGGCAACACUCCAUUUCUGUUUCCUUUAUAUGGCCAAGGAGAACUCCCACAGUGUUUUUGCAGAAUGUGUGCUGUGUUUGGUGGAAUCUAUUGUCUUCGUCAUUCUGUACAGUGCCUUGUAGUGGACAAAGAAUCCAGAAAAUGUAAAGCAAUGAUAGAUCAGUUUGGUCAAAGAAUAGUCUCUAAACAUUUCAUUAUCGAAGACAGUUACCUUUCUGAGAAAACGUGUUCCCGUGUACAAUACAGGCAGAUAUCCAGGGCAGUCCUGAUUACAGAUGGAUCUGUACUAAAAACGGAUUCAGAUCAACAGGUCUCCAUUUUAACAGUGCCAGCAGAAGAAUCAGGAAGUUUUGCUGUUCGAGUCAUUGAGUUAUGCUCUUCAACAAUGACUUGCAUGAAAGGCACAUAUUUGGUGCAUUUGACUUGCAUGUCUUCUAAAACAGCAAGAGAAGAUUUAGAAGGAGUAGUACAGAAAUUGUUUACUCCAUAUACAGAAAUAGCAGAUAAUGAACAGGUUGAAAAGCCAAGAAUUCUAUGGGCACUCUACUUCAAUAUGAGAGAUUCUUCAGAUAUCAGCAGAGAUUGUUACAAUGAUUUACCAUCCAAUGUCUAUGUGUUUUCUGGCCCAGACUGUGGUCUAGGAAAUGAUAAUGCAGUCAAACAGGCUGAAACAGUUUUCCAGCAAAUCUGCCCAAAUGAAGACUUCUGUCCUGCCCCACCUAAUCCUGAAGAUAUUGUCCUUGACGGAGAUAGCUCACAGCAAGAAGCUUCAGAAUGCAGUGCCAUACCAGAAGCCAACUCAGAGACUCCCAAGGAAGCUAUAGACCUGAGAAACCCAGAGGAGCCCUCUGAGUAGUGGGUAUGCGUCAGAAUUAAUAUCCUACUUUGGAAAUUCCUCAUGGCUUCAAAGUCUUCUUGAUAGAUGAAAUAUUUGAAAUCUUUUAAAAAGCAACAACCAAUUGAUAAGGUAAAAUUACAGGAAGAAACAAGUGCUAGAAAUCAAAAAAGAAAUUUUCUUCAAAGAAGGCAUUUCUAGGAACAUAAAACACUUAUAAAGCACAUUGACUAGCUUGUUUAAGAUACCAAACCUGUGAGAUUAGCAGGUGAAAAAUAUUAAUGGACUGAUUUCCAGAAAUGUAGUUUGAUCUGAAAGAGAUCCUAUGCAUUGUUAAUAAUUAUGUGGUGUUCAUAUAAAUUUAUUUGACACUUGGGAUCGUUUUGGUUGAAAGCCACAUCUGGAGGGUCAGCCCAUAUCCUUAUUUUGGUUAUUUGAAUUAUAUUUUCAUUCUGGGUAUGAUAUUACAGAUAAAAGUAUAUGUAAAUACAGUGGAGUAAAGGUAAACUGCCAUGAUCUGGCCAGGGGCCUAUAUUUGGAGUAAAGGUUGGUUUUAUUUUCUGUGUUAACUGAAAAAUGUUAAUACUAAGGUGUUUAGAUAUUUUGCUAGUCAUAAUUUCUUAGUAAUUAGUGAUUAGGAUGGAAAUCAUGUACACACUGGCUAAAGUUCAAAGAUGAAGAAAUGGAAGAAUAGAAACAAACAUUUGGAUAAGAACAGUGGUCCUUCAUCAUUCUAUUAAGUCAAGUAACUGAAGCACUAACUCCUUGUCCACAGAAUAAAUUUGAUCAUGGCUAUUCUACUCAAAAUCCUAGGCAUUGCUUAACUUCUUAUCUUCAGUUUCUCCAGAUACAACGUAGAAUACUAUGCCUGCUAUAUCAGAGUUGUUAUGAAGACAAGAAUGGUUCUUCUGGAAAAAUACUGUUUAGGAACUUUCUGAUUGAUCUGUGAAUAAAUAUCAAACCAGCCUUAUGAUCUCAGUGUCAUAUUUAUUGCAGUCAAUGUUUAAUGCAAGUCUGUUUCCUAAACUCAUUAAUAAUUGGUGGAAUGGUAGGUUUUGAAGUUUUAGGAAUACUAUAUAAAUUCAUAUUCUUCUGGCAACUAACUCUGAAACCAUCAAGAACUGAACAAAGUUUGACAAUUAAUAAAUUGCAACACACACUUUACAUGGAAAGAUGAGGGCUCUACAUUGGCAGCAAACCUAUUUGCAAGGCCUGCAUGUAAAUAUCUAGACUCUAAUAGUCUACUUUCUUUGAGCAAUAGUUUAGACCUAGAACUGCCUGUAAAUAAAUAAUAAAUAAACCCAGUGCUUCCUGUCAGGGAGCCAAGGAUCUAGUGAAAUUCACAGAGUUCCCCAUGUGCACCUAGAGAACUGACCUGGCUAGGGUUCAGAGAGGAUCUUUUCUUUUUUCCUUUUUUUAAAUUAUAUAUAUAUAUUACAAUUUAUUCAUUAUGUAUCCUGAUUGAAGCCCCCUCCCUCAAUUCCUCCCAGUCUCAUCCUCCCAUACUCGGCCCCCCAUCCCUUUCCCAUAGUUCCACAGGAAGGGGAGUUCUUCUCUGCCAUCUGCCCAUAGCUUAUUAAGUCUCAUCAGUACUGCCUAGAUCCCCUAUCUCUGUGGACUGGCAAGGCCACAUCGCAAGGGACAAGUGAUCAAAGAGUAGGCAUAACAAGAGGCAUCCCCUGCUCCCCUUGCUAGGGAACCCACUUGGAGACUGAGCUGCCUGUAGGCUACCUCUAAGCAAGGGGUUUAGAUCCUCUCAUGCAUGGUCCUUUGUUGUUGCAUCAGCCUCUGCAAGACCCCCUGAGUUCAGAUUUUUUAGUUUUUUUGGUCUCCUUGUGAGGCUCCUGACCCUUUCGUGUCCUUUUGUCCUCCCCUUCUUCCAUAAGACUGUGCUCUGUACAAAGUUUGGCUGUGAAUCUCAGCAUCUGCUUUGAUCCCCUUUUGGGUGGAGCCUUUCAGAGGACCCUCUAUAGUAGGCUCCCAUCCUGUUCCCUCUCUUCCACCACUUCUGUCUAUCCUGUUUGCCAUUCUGAAUGAGAUUUAAAAACAUUCUCUCUAGGGUCCUCCUUGUUGUUUAGUAUUUUUAGGUCUGUAGAUUUUAGUAAGGCUAAUAUCUGCCUUUAAGUGAGAGUAUACCAUAUAUGUCUUCUGGUGUCAGAAAGGAUCUUAAAGGAAGCUCCCAGCACAUAUUCUUGAGAAAUGCUGACCCCUCCAGAUUGAGUUGAAUUGAGAAAAAAGAAAAAACUUCUCAGAGUUGCCAGCUGUUCCUCUCAGGCUGCUUCCACCUCCCAUUGUACAGCCCUUUCCUUCUUUGUAGUACCCUUUCCCUUUUAUAAUGCCACACAUAUCAGGGACAGAAUCACAUAAUAACCUACUUUGCCACAAAGCUUCAGUUCUUAAGUCAGCUGUUGUUUACUGAAGCCCAAUUAGGGCAUGCACUAAAUGCCAAGUAUGCAACUGUAAUGUACCAGGAAUUGGUCCUGCCUCUCCAUACCAGCAAUAUGAACAUUUCUCUCAGAUGAGGAUGUUAAGGUGGAAUACAAUCAGUUAUGUUGCACCAAUAAAGAAGUUAUACUUUGUUAAUAAUCUUAGAGUUAAGGCCUUCUAAAUGCAGCAUGCAUAUUUAUCUAAGGAGAAAAUUAGGCUAGAUAGGCUUCUAAUAACUAGAGAACUUUGAAAACUGCAACUGUGUAAAUUGUAGAGUAAUACAGAAAGAUUUUUGGUUUUAUGGCCCACUUCAUUCUGUGUCUUCUUUCAUCCUCUUGAUGCAAUCAGAAAAAUCUCUCUUCUAGGUCAUGAAAUAAACAUGUUGUUGAAAUGCUUAAAGUUCCUGACUAUGAUUAAUAUGACUUUAAUGCCACAAAUCUGUCUUUAAAAAUUAUAGACAAUUCUACCUAUUUCUUGUUGCCUCAGAGUAUAAUACUGAACAUUAAAAAGACGUUUUUCUUUUAUUUUCUUAAUUACUUCUUAAUUACUGCUUAAUACUUGUUUUUACUAUUUUAAGUUCAAAACAACACCAACAACAAACCUUCAGGUAAUGUUGUAGAAAUGUCAGUCUAAAGUUGUAUGAAUAAAAUUGAUGUUUUAUAUAAUUCUAAUAUUUCAGUAAUUUCAAAUUUUGAUGUUGCUGUUAUCAAAAUUUUUACUUGUUUGUUCAAAGUACUUAAAUAUGCAUGGCUGUUUCUUAAUAACCAAAUAAAUUGUAUCAUUAAUUUAAGUGAUAAGAUCCAAUAACUCUGUAUUGCUUUUGUAUAUUUUUUCCAGUUGGUAUGCUUGCCCAAGAAAACAUAUGUAAUAGAUGUCAAUUUCUAUUUACUUUUCUGUAGUAAAAUUGCUACUAUCAUAGGUAACUUCUAGUAUAGUGGAAGUUUCUAAAAUAAUAUCCACAAUUAUAAUGUUGUUAUUAAUAUCUGGCAAGAAUGUUUUUAGAUUUGUCUGCUUUAAAUAUUGUUAUCUAGUUCCUAAAUAAUAUCAGUCAUUUAAAGAAUUAAAACUGUUUUCUUGCAAAUUACUUAUUUACUGCUACUGGUAUUGAAUAAUUUGUCUUUUGCUCAGUAAAAUUUCUUAUAUGUAUUU
Messenger RNA from Psammomys obesus (fat sand rat), 5504 nucleotides. RefSeq names its product CHM Rab escort protein (gene Chm). Gene Ontology annotation, molecular function: GDP-dissociation inhibitor activity. Gene Ontology annotation, biological process: vesicle-mediated transport; protein geranylgeranylation; small GTPase-mediated signal transduction. The record is from RefSeq and is a predicted model, not a curated record. Gene Ontology annotation, cellular component: nucleus; cytoplasm; cytosol. Bases 6 to 1949 code for a protein of 647 amino acids. The transcript has 15 exons. NCBI's taxonomy places the organism in Eukaryota, Metazoa, Chordata, Mammalia, Rodentia, Muridae.